Lates calcarifer (barramundi perch) is the source of this 2021-nucleotide messenger RNA. Its product is annotated as prestin. Gene Ontology annotation, molecular function: oxalate transmembrane transporter activity; chloride transmembrane transporter activity; bicarbonate transmembrane transporter activity. NCBI's taxonomy places the organism in Eukaryota, Metazoa, Chordata, Actinopteri, Centropomidae. Gene Ontology annotation, cellular component: membrane. The record is from RefSeq and is a predicted model, not a curated record. Gene Ontology annotation, biological process: transmembrane transport.
AACUCAUCUUUUAAACAUAGAUUAUCUUCGGUGUAUCAUAAACCGUCGCUGUUAUCUGCUGUCCUUUAAGGUCGUUGCUACUGUUUAACUUCAAUUGAAGCGGUCAGUUAAUAAAUUUGUGUUCUCCUUCAGCUGGCAGCAUCCCCACAGGAGCUGGAAGAGGACGGAGAAAAGGGAAGAGCAGACACAUUAACAUUGGAGCAGUUAAAGGAAUGAGGAUAUACUGGCAAGGACAAUGAUAGAGACAAGAGAGAAGGCGAGAUAAUCAUCACUGGAGAGACAUACACUUUUGACUCAACACAACAGGCCGCCCUGUCUCUGUGAUGGAGCAAGAAGAGGUGGCAGCCAGGCAGGAUGCAGACCCACAGCUGAUGUUCAGGAUAGAGCGUCCAGUCUACGAUGAAUCCUUCAUCCGGUCGAAGCUCCUCAACCGAAAAGAAAACUCCACCACACUCCGAGAGAGGCUGACACAGCAGUUCCGGUGUUCAUCAAAGAGGGCCAAGGCAGCAGCUCUGAGUUUCCUGCCUAUUCUAACAUGGCUGCCAUCCUAUCCAGUCAAGCAGUACUUGUUUUCAGAUGUGGUCUCAGGUCUCAGCACAGGAGUUGUGCAGCUUCCUCAAGGUCUAGCCUAUGCUAUGCUGGCUGCUGUGCCUCCAGUUUAUGGUCUGUACUCCUCAUUCUACCCCGUUCUGCUCUACACCUUCUUUGGCACGUCUAGACACAUAUCAGUAGGUACCUUCGCAGUUAUAAGUCUGAUGAUUGGCGGUGUUGCUGUGAGGGAAGCCCCAGACUCCAUGUUUUACGUCCUGCCUGCAAACGGAUCCAACAUGUCCGCUGUCCUAGACGUGGAGGCUCGUGACGCCAGGAGGGUCCAGGUGGCUGUGGUGCUCACAACCCUGGUGGGAAUCAUCCAGAUUGUCUUAGGUCUUCUUCGGUUUGGCUUUGUGGCGAUCUACCUCACGGAGCCCCUGGUGCGAGGUUUCACUACAGCAGCAGCUGUGCAUGUUGUCGUCUCCCAGCUAAAGUACCUGCUGGGGGUGAAGACACCACGUUUCAGCGGGCCCCUCUCUGCUAUUUAUAGCGUCAUAGAAGUACUCGGUCAUAUCACCAGCACGAACAUCACCACUCUCAUCCUGGGCCUUGUGUGUCUUGUCUUCCUGUAUGUGGUCAAAGACCUGAAUGAACGCUUUAAAAAAAAACUACCUAUUCCCAUUCCUGGAGAGAUUAUUGUCGUCAUUGUGUCAACCGGCAUCUCCUAUGGCCUGUCUUUGGCAGAAGACUACAAGGUGGAUGUGGUUGGGAAGAUACCAACAGGGCUUCUCCCCCCUGCUGCCCCAGAGUUCUCUCUGUUACCCAGUUUGAUCACAGACUCCUUCGCUGUAGCGAUUGUAGGAUUCUCAAUGGGCAUCUCACUUGCCAAAAUCUUUGCCCUGAAGCAUGGGUACAGUGUGGACGGCAACCAGGAGCUGAUCGCCCUUGGGCUGUGUAACUUCAUCAGCUCUUUCUUCAAAACCUUUACCAUCACUUGCUCCAUGUCAAGAAGCCUGGUACAGGAGAGCACAGGAGGAAAGACACAGAUUGCAGGGCUGCUGGCAUCUCUGGUGGUGCUGCUGGUGGUGGUGGCCAUUGGGUUUGUCUUCCAGCCACUCCCUCAGACUGCACUGGCUGCCAUCAUCAUGGUCAACUUGUUGGGGAUGUUCAAACAGUUCAGAGACAUUCCUACUCUGUGGAGGACCAGUAAGAUUGAACUGGCCAUCUGGCUGGUAGCAUUUGUAGCUUCUGUGCUGUUGGGCCUGGAUUAUGGCCUCCUAGUGGCUAUUUCAUUUGCCAUACUGACAGUCAUCUACAGAACACAGAGUCCCAAAACUGCUACCUUGGGCCAUGUUCCUGGAACUGGGCUGUACUGUGAUGUGGAUGAGUAUGAAGAGGCAGCUGAAUAUGAGGGGAUUAAGAUUUUCCACUCCAACUCUUCAAUCUACUUUUGCAACAGUGACCUUUACCUGAAUGCCCUGAAGGAGAAG